AUGGACCUCUCCGUUUUGCCAAACAACAACCAUCCUGAUAAAUUCCUGCAACUGGAGGUUAAAUCUUUAGUGAAAAACUCUGCCUUUUUACCAGCCAACUGGGCAAAAUUCCCAGAAGCAGCUUUACCUGGAGUGCAGCGGUGGCACAACAGGAUCUAUUUACAGAGAGAAAAGAAAACUGUCACUGAGCUGCCAGGCUUAGACUUGAACAGGGUUGGUCAAGAAAUCAUAGACAAAUCACUGGGGAAACACAUUACUCCCAUCACCCUGAAAUCCACAAUCAAGAGCAACCCACUGUACAGUGAUAUUCAUGUGGAUGAUGACUGGGAGGAGAAGAAAAAGACCCCUUCCUGGACUGUGCAAGACUAUGACAGACAGUCACUGCACUCUAACUUGGCCAGCCACAUAAAGGAAAAUCCUAAUGAUCUACAGUUCUGGAUGGGGGAUAUUUAUACUCCUGGGUAUGAUACCUUGUUAAAAAAGAAGGAGCGAGAAAAAAAACAUUCAAAAUAUUGCCGAAUCAUUCUGCUCAUGAUACUAGCCAUUUGCAUUCUAAUUACUGUAAUCACACUUAAACAGCCCCCAGCACUCGAGGUGAGGCUGCCUCAGUGCAGAUCAGAACAGGACAAUCGCCUCCCUUGCCUGGAUGCUGAUGCUGAGCCUGAUGCACCCCAGGCAGAGCUGGCCCUCCUGGCUGCCGGGGCACUGCUGGCUCAUGAUCAACUUCUCCUUAACAAGGACCUCAAUGUCCCCUUCCUGCAGCCCUCCAGAAAACUGAACUUCAACAGGACUUUAAACAGGUGCUUAAAGCUGUCUCUUAGUGAGUUUCUCCCUGGGAGCAGCCAGUCUGGUGGUGGUGGCAGUGCAUCCUGA
Messenger RNA from Zonotrichia leucophrys gambelii, 873 nucleotides. It is a transcript of the gene MINAR2, whose product is annotated as membrane integral NOTCH2 associated receptor 2. The record is from RefSeq and is a predicted model, not a curated record. Lineage: Eukaryota; Metazoa; Chordata; Aves; Passeriformes; Passerellidae. Bases 1 to 873 code for a protein of 290 amino acids. The transcript is spliced from 5 exons.